AUGGCGUCCUACGGCAGCGACCCCGAAGAGGAAGAAGAAGACUUCAACCCCGCGCCUGAAAUCGACGAGGAUGACGUCGCGCCAACGACCAAGGCCUCGCGCAGGCCCGUAGACGAGGACGAAGAGGACGAAGUCGAUGCGCCAAACAGGACAGGCAAUGACGACGAAGAUGAAGAGGGCGGCGGCAUAGAUCUCGACGAUGACGAUGACGAGGAAGAUGACGAAGAAGAUGAGGACGACGAGGAUGUUGUCGCCCGACCUGCCAAGCGAAGAAAGAAGGCCAAGCGCAACAUGUUCAUUGAUGUUGAAGCCGAAGUCGACGAGGAUGAGGAAGAGGAGGAGGAGGGCGACGACGAGGGUGUUGAUGAAGUCCACCCCGAUGAUCUCCUUGAGCCCACGGGCGCCGAUCUCGACGACCGCCACCACCGCGAACUUGACAUGCGCCGCGAAGUCAAUGCACAAAAGGACGUUGAGGAGCUCGCCAAGGAGUUCGACGAGAAGUACAGGCGGCGUGAGAUGCAGAGCACUCGCCGCGGUGGAGCCGGUGCCGUUCCCCUGGCCCUGCCCACAGUUGACGAUCCGUCCAUCUGGGGUUGCAAGUGCCGUCCUGGAAAAGAGCGCGAGAUCAUAAUGUCUAUUCAGAAGCGUAUCGACGAGAAGAUGCGCACAGGUCAGCCAGUCCAGGUCUACUCGGCCUUUGAGCGAGGCCCUACUGGACCCCAGUCUGGUUUCCUCUACGUUGAGGCCGACUCGAAGCAGGCUGUGGUGGAGUUGAUCGAGGGCAUACAGAACGUCUUCAUGGGCUCUGGUCAGUUCUCGAUUCCUCCAAAAGAGCGUCCAGAUCUGCUCCGUAAGAAGAAGCGUGCGCCGUUGGAGGUUGGCAAAUUCGUGCGCAUGCUGCGUCCCCCCACAUACAAAGGCGAUCUCGCAAAGGUCGUUGAGGUCUCGACUAACGGUCUUGACUGUGUCGUACAACUUGUGCCACGUCUAGACUACGGUCUGAACGAGGACAUCAACUCCGCCGCCGACAACAAGCGCAAGCGCGGCUUCUUCGGUCGACAGGUCGAGCGUCCACCUGCGAAGCUUUUCAACGAAGCCGAAGCGAAGAAGCGACACAUGAAGCAUCUCAGCAUGACAGGAUCUGGCAACCAAAGGGCAUACACAUACAAGGGCGAGGAUUACCAGAACGGCUUCCUGAUCAAGGAAGUCAAGGUCAACUGGGUCAGCACUGAAAAGGUCAACCCCAAGAUGGAGGAAUUGCAGUUCUUCGCAAUCCAAAACGCGGAUGGUACCGAGACCAUGGAUCUUUUGGCUGUCCAGGCCGCGCAGAAGGCCGCAGACUCUGGCUCCGCCUUCGCUGCAGGAGACAACGUCGAGAUUUACACCGGUGAACAGAAGGGUAUCCGCGGUACAACUGUCACUGUCAUAGGCGACAUCCUGACACUCCGUGUCAGCGAAGGCGAUCUUCGCGGAAGAAGAAUCGACGCACCCGUCAAGACGCUACGUAAACUGUUCCGCGACGGUGAUCACGUCAAGGUCAUCGGUGGCAGCAAGUAUGUCGACGAAGUUGGUCUAGUCACCAGAAUCAAGGAUGAUAAGAUCACCUUGCUUUGCGACUCCACUCAGCAGGAAAUCACGGUCUUUAGUAAAGACCUGAAGCGCGCUGCUGAUUCGGCAAACGUCGGUGCUGACUCCAACUUUGACCUCUACGACUUUGUACAGAUUGAUGCCUCAACCAUCGGUUGCGUCGUUCGUGUCGAUCGCGAAGUCCUACGAAUUGUCGAUCAACAAGGCGAUGUCCGCACACUCCUCCAUACACAGGUCUCGCAAAUCGUGGGAAGGAACAAACAUGCUGUAGCGACCGACCGCGACGGAUCCGAAAUCCGACACGAGGACGACGUCAAGGAGUAUGGAGGCGAAGGCCGUCAAGGCAAGGUUCUAUACAUCCACAGAGGCACACUUUUCGUACGGAAUCGCGAGCUCGUCGAGAACCAGGGCAUAUUCGUGGUUCGAAGCAACAACGUUGUUACCAUGGCAGCAAAGAGUGGUCGCGCUCAAGCACAGGGCCCAGAUCUUAGUGGCAUCAACCCUGCCCUGAAUGCAGGCCCGAACGGCAACGCGACUGCUAUGCCUCCACCCCGUGCCACUUUUGGCCGUGACAAGCUCAUUGGCAAAACGGUUGUCAUCCGAAAGGGUGCCUACAAGGGCCUGUUGGGCAUUGUCAAAGAUACCAUGAACGACGAAGCCCGUAUCGAGUUACACACAAAGAACAAGCAAGUCUCCGUGAAGAAGGAGCUCCUGACUAUCAAAGAUCCCAUCACUGGCGCCAGUGUCGAGAUGGGAGGCAAGUUCCCAAACCGCUCACGUGGAGGCUUCUCUGGUGGUCAGACAAGCUACGGCGGUGCAGCUGGCGGACGUACACCUGGCUGGGGCAACUCUGGUGGUGGUGGCCGUACGCCUGGCUGGGGAGGCGGCGGUGGUGGUCGCACACCCGGUUGGGGAGGUGGUGCCGCUGCUGGAGGUCGAACGCCUGGUUGGGGUGGAGAUGGCGGACGCACUGCGUAUGGCGGAGGAGACGGAUCACGGACUGCUUAUGGAGGCGGCGAUGGCUCCCGAACUGCAUAUGGCGGCGCAACUGCAUACGGAGGCGCCACAUCAUAUGGCGGAGCGACAGCCUACGGCGGCAAUGAUGGAAACCGUACCCAGUACGGUGGCUUCAACUCUGGCGGCCGCACACCUGGUUGGGGUGGAUCAUCCGGAAACACCGCUUCAAAGUCUGGUGGUCUCUCUGCUCCUACGCCUGGUGCUUACAACGCCCCAACACCUGGCGCUUACGCUGCUCCUACUCCAGGUGGCUACGGUGCUUACUCUGCGCCUACGCCUGGUGGCCCACCCAUGGAUGCUCCUACUCCUGGCAACUACGCUGCGCCUACACCUGGUGACACGUCGCGUGGUGGAUAUGGUAUUGCGGCGCCCACACCUGGCGGUUGGGAUGCUGCGACGCCGGCACCUAGUGGCGAUCCCGGCUACGAUUAG
Molecule: messenger RNA, 3036 nt
Organism: Alternaria ethzedia
Lineage: Eukaryota; Fungi; Ascomycota; Dothideomycetes; Pleosporales; Pleosporaceae
Exons: 3
Coding region: 1-3036 (1011 amino acids)
Biological process (GO): regulation of DNA-templated transcription elongation; regulation of transcription by RNA polymerase II; transcription elongation by RNA polymerase II
Cellular component (GO): DSIF complex
Molecular function (GO): mRNA binding; protein binding
Source: RefSeq, a predicted model, not a curated record